Nerophis lumbriciformis (worm pipefish) is the source of this 484-nucleotide messenger RNA. It is a transcript of the gene smim8, whose product is annotated as small integral membrane protein 8. The record is from RefSeq and is a predicted model, not a curated record. Lineage: Eukaryota; Metazoa; Chordata; Actinopteri; Syngnathiformes; Syngnathidae.
CUGAAGGUGUUUCCGGUGAUAAGGGCAGAGCGAUGUCACGUAAGGAGGUCAGUAAAGGAGCGGACAACUAAUGUAAGUCAGUAAUGUCACGUAAGGAGGUCAGUAAAGGAGCGGACAGUGUCGUCGAAAACAAGGUCAGUAAAGGAGCGGACAACUACAGCACUCCCGGAUUGAGGGGUGUUCAGACCACCUCAUUGUUCCGUGCGGUCAACCCAGAACUCUUCAUAAAGCCUAAUAAACCAGUGAUGGCUUUCGGACUGAUAACCAUCACCUUGUGUGUUGGAUAUCUGGGAUAUUUACAUGCAAUGAAAGAGGACCAGCAGCUUUAUGAAGCCAUCGACAGUGACGGAGAGAGACUGAUGAGGAGGAAAGCUUCCAAGUGGGAGUGAAAGCAGAAAAUGGACAACAGUGAAUGGAUUUACAGUAGAACACUCUAAAAGCCUCAAUAAAAUUGUAACAUACAAUGUUGCUGAUUUUUGUCAAA